AUUUAUAUAUACACCACAUGGUAUCAGAGAAAUAGUAGAACCGCUUAAUUUGCCACACUCGCACGGCUUCUGAGUGGCUCUAUCAGGGGAAUGCACAAUUAACUAGACGUGUAGAUGUUAAACUGCCGCGAAUGGAUGGGAAGAACAAACACGGGAAGUGCGUUGUUUUACUAAAUUUAAAAAUAACCACACAGAUCAUUCUGCUUCACAUAAAAAUGACAAAAGAGUUGCGAUAAAUGAUAGCUUGGGCAGUUCGAGUAGGGAUCAUGCUAUGUUUGAGGCAAAAGUGGAUCCAAGAAUAUGUAUUGAUCUAAAAUUCUUGAUAUUAUCAAAGAAUUAAUGAGAGAGGGAGUGAGAGAUUGUCUAUACGACAAUGCAAAACAAAGAUAAAAUUGAUUAUGAAUAAAUUUGCUUUUGAAAUAUUAAAAAUGUUCCUUUAUUUUUGAAUUUUAAAUAACAUUUUUUAUGUUUAUAAAACUUAUAUUUGUUAGUUUUAACAUGUUUAUGUUUCAUGAGAAUUUAAUAAAUUUAUGAGUAUAUCUCUUCACAUUUUAUCAAGAUAAUUUUAUUUUCAUAUUUUGGGACUAAACAUAGGUGUGUGGGUGUUUAAUCGGUUAUGUUCUCGAGAACAUGAAAUUUAGUAUCAUUCGGAUAUUCUUAAAAUUAUAUUUGAAUUUAUUCGAGUUAGAUUUGGAUAUCAUAACACAACACAAAGUUGGUUGAUCUGUUUAAAAUUCAGGUUCACCUCUAAUUUUUUUUUUGGUAAAACAAAAAGGUGUUUUUACCUUAUUACCGGAAAUCCAAACAUUGUAAAUAGUUUCUCCCAACACGAAUCGAACUCAUAUGACAGAAGUUACGGUUUCAAUCUUGACAUUGGUAAAAGAUUUUAUUUUCAAAUACAUACAUAUUUGUGGUUUGAAAUUAAGUACACUUUUCUCUAGCAAAUGAUGCGUGAUAGCAUGAUUCACAAGUGGUUGUUAAGAGAUUUUAUUUUAUUUUAUACUUUACUUAUACUUUUUAUAUUUAUAUUUAUUUUUUAUUUAGGAGAGAUUUGUAAAAACUCAAUAAUGAAGAAACCUAAAGUUUGUUUAGCGUCGCCGUUUUAGAGCCCUAAUCUCCGUUCCAAAUGGGCCAACAUAUUAGGGACUAAUGGGCUUUGAAUACCAAAAUUAACGCACUUUCCAUAUUUCUCUUAAGAAAGUCAAAGCAAAAACAAUUUCGAGCAUUUGGAGAAAAUUUUCAUUUUCCCGCGUGGAAGCGAAACCAACACCGCCUAAAACAAAAUGACUAAUCCCGCCGUUGUUCCUCAUCUAUAACCCAACCCAUUUCUUCCUUCCCCCGGCACCAACAAAAUCUUCAUCACCCCAUUUCUCCGCCGCUUCUUCAAUUCCAUUUGCAAGAGAAACAUCUCCGAUGGAAAACUCCAGAUCUAGAUCCGUCUUCGUCGACAUCGGACUAAGAGAGCUCAACGGAUUCCGAGUAAGGAAGCGACCGUUCUUCGCAGAUUCCGAGCUGGUUUGCAGAGAAAUCGCCGGCGUUGCUGUGGAACACGACGGCUAUCGAACUCCUCCGUUGGCCGUCUCCUUCUGUAAGAGUAGCAGGAACUCACAAGUAUUCGCGGUGUCAGAUGAAGAUGGACAUGUGAGCUUGUUUAAUUCGAAUCACAAGUUUGCCUCUUCUGCGACUCACCAAGAGAACACAGAUAAUGCUAGGUUUCGUGACUGGACUGCUCAUAAUAAUGCGGUCUUUGACGUUUCUUGGAUCAAGGAUGAUAGUUGUCUUCUGACUGCUUCUGGUGAUCAAACUAUUAAAGUAUGGGAUGUUGAGGAGAAUAAGUGUACUGGUGUACUUAUAGGACAUACAGGAACUGUGAAAUCAAUGUGUUCACAUCCUACAAACUCUGAUCUUCUUGUCUCUGGUUCAAGAGAUGGAUGUUUUGCGCUAUGGGAUUUAAGAUGUAAGAGUACCUCUCACAAAGAGGAGUUUUGCAUCAACUCUACCGGCAUGGUUAAAGGAGCCCAUCUCUCUCCUCUUUCAAAACGAAUUGGACGUCGCAAGGCUGCUUCAUCAAGCAUUACCUCUGUGCUUUAUCUCAAGGACGAGAUCACAAUUGCCACUGCUGGAGCACCAGAUAGCGCCUUGAAAUUUUGGGAUACUAGAAAGCUGAAAGUUCCCAUUGCCCAAGCAUCUCCACAGUCAGACGCAACAAACACUAAGGAAAAGAGAGCACAUGGUAUAGUAUCCCUGUCCCAAGACUCAAGUGGAACCUUUCUUACAGCAUCAUGCAAGGACAACAGAAUCUAUCUAUACAACAUACUGCAGCUUGACAAAGGACCUGUACAAUCUUUCUCUGGUUGCCGAAUAGAUUCUUUUUUCAUUAGGACAAUGAUUAGUCCUGAUGGUGAACACAUUUUGAGCGGUUCAAGCGAUGGUGACGCUUACAUAUGGCAGGUGAAUAAGCCUCACGUAGAUCCUACAGUCUUGAAAGGCCAUGACAAAGAAGUAACUGCUGUAGAUUGGUCUUCAUCAGAGAUCGGGAAGGUAGUUACAGCUUCAGAUGACUUCACGGUACGACUGUGGAACAUAGAGACCAGCCGCUGCUCAAAUGCAAACUUAACAGCAUCUGAGUCUAGAGUUAAACGCAGAGUUACCUCAUUGUCAAAUACUGAAGCGAAAGAAAGACUUGAGACGAACAAAGAACCUGAGAGUCCCCAAAAGCAUUUAUCAGAUAAUCAAUCUAUGCCUAACAUCAGAACUCCAGAGGCUCAGACGAAGAAAACAUCUUUAUCAUCAUCAUCAACAUUGUCCCUAUCAUCAUUAGAAGAAGAUAAAGUGUGCGAGAACACACCAGAAACCGCGGUCAACAGUCCAUCAUCUGUACUAAACCCUCCUUCCUCUGCCAAAAGGCGAACCAUUAGAGAUUAUUUCCUGGUCACUCCAUAAACAUGGAUUUCUUUUUCCAAAUAUUAUUGUACAGAGAUAUGUAAGAUUUUAUUAGAUUCAGGCUGUAUCUGAAAAUUUUGCAUAGAGUGAAUCCUAAGCUACCAUUUUUACUAACAAUUCUUAAUUAUAAUCAGAACAUAAACGUUUCUAUCUUAA
Brassica rapa (field mustard) is the source of this 3099-nucleotide messenger RNA. Its product is annotated as denticleless protein homolog. Gene Ontology annotation, cellular component: nucleus. NCBI's taxonomy places the organism in Eukaryota, Viridiplantae, Streptophyta, Magnoliopsida, Brassicales, Brassicaceae. Gene Ontology annotation, molecular function: protein binding; protein-macromolecule adaptor activity. Gene Ontology annotation, biological process: proteasome-mediated ubiquitin-dependent protein catabolic process. The record is from RefSeq and is a predicted model, not a curated record.